This is a messenger RNA of Rhizophagus irregularis DAOM 181602=DAOM 197198, 327 nucleotides long. NCBI's taxonomy places the organism in Eukaryota, Fungi, Glomeromycota, Glomeromycetes, Glomerales, Glomeraceae. The record is from RefSeq and is a predicted model, not a curated record.
AUGGAUUUGCCUUUCGAACUUAAGCUUCUCAAAAAAGGUAGACCAAAAGAUGACGUAUGGCAAUAUUAUUUAGAAGGGGAAUGUGAUUCACAGGGACACGCAAGUGCUGUAUACACUUAUUGUAAUAUAAAAUACAGCAGGGGUGAAACUUCUCUUCUUAAGGGUCACCUUGCUAACCACUGUAUGAAAGCUCCAGGAAAUGUUAUACGAAUGUAUCAACGUAACUUUGAAGAAAAUGCCAAAAAAAAAAUGAAAAUUAAUGGCCAAUUAACAUUAAAUGAAUUUCAUGAUAAAGAUCAGCCACUUCCAAAGGAAAAUCUGAUAUAA